Molecule: messenger RNA, 1593 nt
Organism: Chanos chanos (milkfish)
Lineage: Eukaryota; Metazoa; Chordata; Actinopteri; Gonorynchiformes; Chanidae
Gene: kcnk4a
Product: potassium channel, subfamily K, member 4a
Exons: 7
Coding region: 1-1593 (530 amino acids)
Biological process (GO): potassium ion transmembrane transport; stabilization of membrane potential
Cellular component (GO): plasma membrane
Molecular function (GO): potassium ion leak channel activity; outward rectifier potassium channel activity
Source: RefSeq, a predicted model, not a curated record
AUGCGGUGCUCUACACUGCUGACCAUUCUGACAGUUGUCCUGCUCUACCUGGUGAUGGGGGCUCUGGUCUUCCGCACACUUGAGAUCCCCAAAGAGGAAAAAGCCUACAAGAAACUGAUUGAUGCUCAAAACACCUUUUUGGAGAACCAUAACUGUGUCACCACUAACCACCUUAAGGAUUUCAUCCAGGAUGUCGUUAACGCCAUCGAGGCAGGUGUAGAUACAAACAGCUACUUCCCUAACUUCACCAGCAGAUGGGAUCUCUCCAGUGCCUUCUUCUUCUGUGGGACUAUAAUCACUACCAUUGGUUUUGGUCAUCUCUCUCCAAAGUCAGAAGGAGGACAGCUGUUCUGUAUUUUCUAUGCUCUUGUGGGCAUCCCGAUGUUUGGGAUCUUGCUAGCCGGAGUAGGAGACCAUCUGGGUACCAUGCUCAGGAGGGCUGUGGGGAAGAUUGAAACCCUGUUCCUGCAGAGAAGAGUGAGUCCCACCAGUGUCCGAAUUUUAUCUGCAGUCUUCUCCAUCCUGAUCGGCUGUCUAAUCUUCAUUGCCGUGCCAACCUUGGUAUUUCAGGAAGUGGAGAAUUGGAGUCUGUUAGAGGCAGGAUACUUUGUGGUUAUCACUCUCACAACUGUAGGCUUUGGGGACUAUGUUACAGAUGACCGAAGGGAUGGCGUUCCCAUGUACAAGCCAUUGGUGUGGCUGUGGAUUGUGUUUGGCCUGGCCUACUUUGCCUCUAUUCUCACUAUGAUAGGAAACUGGCUCAGAGUUCUCUCUAAGAAGACUCGCGCAGAGAUGGAGGAGCUCAGAGCUCAUGCAACUGACUGGACUCAGAACAUCCAGAACAUGUCCAUGGACUUCCGCAUCCCGGUUCCUCUGGACUUGAAUGACCCCUUUCAGCUCCAGCGUCGCCGUAAAAGGAAGCGUCAUCGAAAAGCCUGCCAUCACCAUCACAGGGUGGUCCUGGAUGGAUCCGCACGCAGGGUCUCUACAGAGGUGGAGAGAAUCAGGGAAAAUGGUCACCUGGUUGUUGGCUGGCCAGAGGCAGGGUUUGAGGCACGACCAGUGACCAGACUAGAUGUUAUAUUAGAUGUAAGGCGUGGAUCUAGAUUGAGUUCCAGAGGCAGUUCAAGACCUAUCUCAAAGUCUGAUCUGAGAAUGGUAUCUGGACCUGAGGCUAGACCUGAGGUUAAGGCUGCUUCGGAAGCAGCUUCCGAGUCUGAAACACCAUCAGAAUCGUGGUCCGAAUCAGAGUCUAAUUCUCACAUCUCAGGUGAGUCUUGCUCAAGUUUGGAUGGCGCCGAGUGCAAGCACGAGAGUGAGAGGGACGUCUCAGUCGCUACUACACCUCCACGUCCCACUCUCUUGGACUUUUUUGGCGAGAACCUUGCGUACAUCGAUGAAUCAUCGGACACAUUAAAUGACUGGGCAAAACAAGCCGGGGCUGGAGUAAACCAUCCUCGAAAACACAAGAAGAAAAGCCCGGGGAGACGGCUUCCGUACAGCAUCCACGGAGGACUUGAGAGGGUACAAAGUGGUGACCUUCAACCCCCAUCAUACCCUCCAACCCCUCCUCCUCCUUUAACACCACCCUGA